AUGGAUGAUUUUCCUCCCGAGUACGCCAAUGCCAGCAACGCAGGACGAAUCGUCGGGGUCGUUGGUGUUUUCCACUUCCUCGCUCUGGCAUUUGUUUCGCUGCGCAUUUAUGCUCGGCUGGUGAUUCUCAGAGCGUUUGGAGCUGAGGAUGCCCUCAUAGUUGCUGCCGCCAUCCUCGCUUUAACCUCUUGGGUCUGCCUGGUCCUUCAGAUACCGUAUGGCCUUGGUCAUCAUGCCUCGACACUACCGACGGAAGACAGAAUCGAGUUCGAACACAUAUCUUUCUGGAAGACAGUCUUAUCAGAUGGUGUCGCAAUGGGGUUGCUGAGGAUUUCUAUGGCGAUAAGUUUGCUUCGCCUCAAGAGGGAUCUGCGGUGGUAUACGUGGUCUCUUUACGCUGUGAUCGGUUUUGUCGUGGCAUACUCGGUUCAAGCCAUUGUUUGGCUGUUUGUCUAUUGCACGCCAUAUUCAGGUUGGUGGGAGUUUCAGUGGAUGAACCCUUUUGACCCGAGAUGUCACGAUUUCAACCUGUUCAUCAACCUGACAUACUGGAAUGUCUCUUGCAACAUAUUCACCGAUAUUUGCUUGGGAGCGCUGCCGGUUCCUAUCAUCUGGCAUCUGAAGAUGAAAUUCCGCGUCCGACUUUACGUGAUAGGCAUCCUCAACCUUGGUUACUUUGCAAUCAUCAUGGGCAUUCUCAAGGCCGUGUUCAUGUUGACCACAGGCGGCGACAUCGACGCCAUCUUUGACUAUUGGGUUCAUUUCUGGCAAAAUCUCCAGCUCAACAUCGGCAUCAUCGCAGCCUGCGCCUCUUACCUCAAACCCCUCUUCGGCCGCCUCUUGAAGAUCAACAGCUCGAUCGGCUACUACCCCAGCAACGAACGCUACGGCCGAAGCGGCCAAACCCCUCUCGGCGCCGGGACAUCCUCUCGCGGCGGCAACGCGUACGCGAGCGGCAAGAGGCGGACCGGCAGUAUCCCACUGGAUCGCAGCCUACACGACGAGUUCGAGAUGCAUACCAAGGACGGCUUCAGCGUGACUGAGCAAUACGUGUCCGGCGGCACCUCCGACAUUGGUACGAGAGCUGAUGCGGUGCGGUCGCCCGUGGCUUUGGACGGCCGUUCCUCGGCUGAGGCUAUGUACGCUGGUGCCGUGCCUUCUGAUGCCAACAGCGAGGAGAUUAUACUGCAGAGGGAAAACGGUCGUGGUAUUGUCUGCACGAGGGACUUCAGUGUCAAGUAUAGUGAAAACGAGAGAUUCAGGCCGGUGGGUUCGUCGAAGUCAUGCCAGGAUUGA
This is a messenger RNA of Colletotrichum orchidophilum, 1296 nucleotides long. RefSeq lists its product as uncharacterized. The record is from RefSeq and is a predicted model, not a curated record. The transcript has 6 exons. Lineage: Eukaryota; Fungi; Ascomycota; Sordariomycetes; Glomerellales; Glomerellaceae. The coding region runs from base 1 to 1296 and encodes 431 amino acids.